UCCAUGGCUUCACAGAUUCCUCAUCCUCACCAACCACUUCUCAACCCCCAUCGAACUAUUCCAUGGCAGCGGCGGCGACGACGACAUCGUAUUCCACACUCUCUCCCAAACACAACAUUUCUGUCUCCACCAACAACCACCACCGUCCCUGUAAGAACGUUCUAGGGUUUAUAUCUGAAAACUCUAUUCCAAUACGUCCUCUUUCCCUUUCUUGGUCACGUCCAGCUAAAGUUCCAAUGAAAGUUUGUGCUACUUCGGCUGCGACUCCGGUGAUCCACACCAGCAAAUCGAGUUCCGGUGUUGCUCCCACCAUAGUCGAUGUGGAUCUAGGUGAUCGGAGUUAUCCAAUCUAUAUCGGAUCUGGUCUCCUUAAUCAACCGGAUCUUUUACAGAGGCAUGUUCAUGGGAAGAAAGUUCUCGUUGUCACUAACACAACAGUUGCGCCCCUAUACUUGGAUAAAGUUGUAAGUGCUUUGACGGUUGGAAAUCCUAAUGUUACAGUUGAAAGUGUGAUUCUCCCUGAUGGCGAGAAGUACAAGGACAUGGACACCCUCAUGAAAGUAUUUGACAAAGCCAUCGAGUCUCGGCUGGACAGACGCUGUACAUUUGUUGCCCUUGGUGGUGGUGUUAUUGGUGACAUGUGUGGAUAUGCGGCAGCUUCUUUCCUUCGUGGAGUCAAUUUCAUUCAGAUUCCUACAACUGUUAUGGCACAGGUGGAUUCUUCUGUUGGGGGCAAAACUGGAAUAAACCACCGAUUGGGGAAAAACUUGAUUGGUGCAUUCUACCAACCACAAUGUGUGCUCAUAGACACCGACACAUUAAACACAUUACCUGAUAGAGAAUUAGCAUCAGGGCUCGCUGAGGUCAUUAAGUAUGGGCUUAUUAGAGACGCCCCAUUUUUCGAGUGGCAAGAAAAGAACAUGCAGGCACUGAUGUCUAGGGAUCCUGAUGCUUUUGCAUAUGCUAUCAAGCGGUCGUGUGAAAACAAGGCUGAAGUUGUAUCUCAAGAUGAGAAGGAAAGUGGAUUAAGGGCGACAUUAAAUUUGGGCCAUACAUUUGGUCAUGCAAUAGAAACUAGCUAUGGCUAUGGACAUUGGCUUCACGGAGAAGCAGUUGCAGCUGGCACGGUAAUGGCAGUUGACAUGUCUUACCGGCUUGGUUGGAUUGAUAAAUCCAUUGUGGAACGAGUUGAUGACAUCUUAAAACAAGCUAAGCUGCCCACUUCUCCUCCUGAGAUGAUGACCAUCGAUAUGUUCAAGUCUGUCAUGGCGGUGGAUAAAAAGGUGGCCGAUGGAUUACUAAGGCUCAUCCUCCUAAAAGGUCCGUUAGGAAACUGUGUUUUCACCGGAGAUUAUGACAGAAAGGCCCUGGAUGAAACCCUGCGUGCAUUUUGCAAGUCGUGAGCAUAGGUAUGCUCCUCAUUCUUGUUGGUUGUGUUAGAUGUUUAUAGAUAUAUAUGCCAUAUUAUGGUAUAAUUUAUGUAUCAUAAUGAAGGGUCUUAGUUGGAGCGUAGAAUGCAGAUCUCUUUGCAUUUUGAUAAUAAUAUUUUUAUGAUCCCCCUUUGGUUCAACAUGAAUGAGAUAUUUUUUUGAAAC
Molecule: messenger RNA, 1595 nt
Organism: Cynara cardunculus var. scolymus (artichoke)
Lineage: Eukaryota; Viridiplantae; Streptophyta; Magnoliopsida; Asterales; Asteraceae
Product: 3-dehydroquinate synthase, chloroplastic
Exons: 8
Coding region: 63-1403 (446 amino acids)
Biological process (GO): aromatic amino acid biosynthetic process
Cellular component (GO): cytoplasm
Molecular function (GO): 3-dehydroquinate synthase activity
Source: RefSeq, a predicted model, not a curated record